AUUUUGAUGCAUACCAAGGAGAUGGUGCAAAAGAUGAACCUCGAAGUGAUUUAUGGAGACACAGAUUCCAUUAUGAUAAAUACCAAUAGCACCAAUUUGGAUGAGGUCUUUAAGCUGGGGAAUAAGAUCAAAAGUGAGGUGAACAAGCUUUAUAAAUUGUUGGAAAUCGAUAUUGAUGGAGUCUUUAAGUCCUUGCUACUGUUAAAGAAGAAGAAAUAUGCUGCGCUGACUGUGGAACCAACAGGAGGUGGGAAAUAUGUAACUAAACAAGAACUGAAAGGAUUGGAUAUAGUCCGAAGAGAUUGGUGUGAUCUUGCAAAAGAGACUGGAAACUAUAUAAUUGGUCAGAUUCUUUCUGAUCAGCCCCGAGACAUAAUCGUGGAAAAUAUUCAAAGACGGCUUAUAGAAAUUGGGGAGAAUGUGAUCAAUGGCCAGGUCCCAGUAAAUCAGUUUGAAAUAAACAAGGCAUUGACAAAAGACCCACAGGAUUAUCCUGACAAAAAAAGCUUGCCACAUGUGCAUGUUGCCAUGUGGAUAAACUCUCAAGGAGGCCGAAAGGUGAAGGCAGGAGACACAGUGUCAUAUAUCAUUUGUCAGGAUGGAUCACAUCUCAGUGCCAGCCAGCGAGCAUACGCUCCAGAACAGUUGCAAAAGCAAGACAAUCUCACUAUUGAUACGCAGUACUACCUGUCACAGCAAAUACAUCCAGUAGUUGCCAGAAUAUGUGAGCCCAUAGAGGGAAUUGAUUCUGUUCUAAUUGCAACGUGGUUAGGACUGGAUCCCUCCCAAUUCAGAGUCUAUCACCAUUACCAUAAAGAUGAGGAGGAUGAUGCCUUGGUUGGUGGCCUAGCUCAGCUCACCGAUGAGGAGAAAUAUAAGAAUUGUGAAAGAUUCAAGUUUUGCUGCCUUAAAUGUGGAACAGAAAAUAUUUAUGACAAUGUCUUUGAUGGUUCGGGGCGAUUUAUUGAACCCAGCUUGCAAAGGUGCAGCAAGACUGAAUGUGACGAGCCUCCUUUCAACUCUGUGGUUCAAAUGAGCAACAAAUUACUGCUGGAUAUUAGACACUACGUCAGAAAAUACUAUAAUGGCUGGUUAGUAUGUGAGGAGCCAACUUGCCAGAAUCGUACCCGUCGACUUCCCCUGAGUUUUUCCAGGAAUGGCCCUGUGUGCCAGGCCUGCAAGAAGGCUGUUCUGAGGCCAGAGUAUUCUGAUAAGGCCCUGUACACUCAGCUCUGCUUUUACCAACACAUUUUUGAUGUGGAGUAUGCAAAGGAUAAAGUGAUUACUGAAGAUGAGAAAG
This is a messenger RNA of Eurypyga helias (sunbittern), 1300 nucleotides long. Its product is annotated as DNA polymerase alpha catalytic subunit-like. The record is from RefSeq and is a predicted model, not a curated record. Gene Ontology annotation, cellular component: alpha DNA polymerase:primase complex. Gene Ontology annotation, molecular function: single-stranded DNA binding; purine nucleotide binding; pyrimidine nucleotide binding. The annotation marks the transcript as partial. The transcript has 10 exons. Lineage: Eukaryota; Metazoa; Chordata; Aves; Eurypygiformes; Eurypygidae. Gene Ontology annotation, biological process: lagging strand elongation; mitotic DNA replication initiation; DNA replication.